CAAGAAACCAUCACUUCACUGAACGAUGAAUGGACUGCAAGAUCAAAAUAUAUUAUACCUGGAAACAUUAUGUCAAGCGAUACGCGUGUUGCUCAAAAUGGUUACAUUUCUUUGUAUCGUCGGUGGACAGAAUUAUACUCUCCAAAGUCGCCGGAACAACGAGCCAAUGCCGAGCAGUUACUAGACGCUGCCUUCCCAACAUUCUCCGAGACCUCAACUACACGUGUCAACGGGACGGUCAGUCCCUUGGGCGUGAAAAUACAGACUCCUGUUGAGUCUUCUCUUUAUUGCCGGUUGUUGUUGGAUAAUUCAGCUUCACCUUUUGCUCAAAUGUUUGCAACGACAAGGUUAAAGAGUCUCGUCUUGGAUCAUUAUUCAAUGUUCUCCAUGACAGAGAAAAUAGAACUGAGAAAUUAUGUAUUGACAUAUAUGGCCCAACACCCAGACUUUCAACCUUUUGUCUUGUCUUCGCUUGCGCAGCUUUUUGCAACUAUCACUAAAGUCGGAUGGUUCGAAAGCGAGGAGUUUAAAAAUGUCCCAAAUGAUUUGUCAAAUUUUCUUCAGUCCACAGUCCACCACAUGAUUGUAGGGUUACAAAUCCUUGCAAUAGUUGUUUCUGAGAUGAACCAAUCCUCCACAAGAAAUCUGACUAGACAAAGAAAGACUGCUGUUGGAUUCAGGGACACUGCGUUAUUGGACAUUUUUAGAAUGGGUUUGGUUGUCUUGCGUCAAUUGUUAAAUGAGGACAUCAUGUUUGCCAAUGAACUUCAGGAACACAAGACGAAAGAAUAUUGUUUAAUAUUGUUGCGGAAUUGUUUGGCUUUUGAUUUCAUUGGCACCACCAUAGAUGAAUCUGGCGAAGACGCGGGAAGCAUUCAGGUGACAUCAUCCUGGCGUUCGACAAUCGAGGACCCUUCAUUUAUUCGAACCUUAUUUGAGGCGUAUAAACGGUUCCAACCGCCACAUUCCAGUCAAGUCAUGGAAGUACUUGUUCAGGCUUCCUCCAUACGUAGAUCUCUCUUUAGCGAAGAAGAGCGAUCUAAGUAUUUGCACAGUCUAAUGCAAGGGAUUAGUGAAAUCUUAUUGAGCUCCAUAGGUCUCUCAGACUUAAAUAAUUAUCAUGAGUUCUGUCGCCUCUUGGCAAGAUUUCGAUCUACCUAUCAAUGGAGCGAGAUUUCUGAAAAGCCGGGAUAUAACGAGUGGAUCGACUUGGCUGCGGAAUUCUCUGUUAAGGGGCUUAACAAUUGGCAGUUGGUACCAAAUAGUGUGCAAUAUUUACUUACAUUUUGGUCAAAAAUGCUUUCUUCGGCUGGAAGCUCUCGUCCUGGACUAUCGAACAAGCUCGAGUUGAUUGCUUCAAAGUUAACUCGUACGUUUAUCACGUCCAAGAUUGAGUCGGUAGAGUCCAUUAUAGAUGGUGCGGUUGAUGAUCCAUUAGAAAACGAAGAUGCAGUUGUAGCUGACCUAGAAAUGUUUGCGAGUAUAGCGCGUUGCAAUUACGAAGAUGCCAAUCAAGCUAUUGUGAAUGCAUUUAACCCUAUCGCACAACAAUAUCAGGCGUUAUUACAGCAAAUCACUGCUGGUGUGAUACAAGACUUUACUCAAAAUUUAGAAGUGAUCGAAAGUAA
Messenger RNA from Acaulospora morrowiae, 1628 nucleotides. The record is from the annotation of a GenBank genome assembly. Lineage: Eukaryota; Fungi; Glomeromycota; Glomeromycetes; Diversisporales; Acaulosporaceae.